Messenger RNA from Vombatus ursinus (common wombat), 1131 nucleotides. Its product is annotated as clavesin-1. The transcript is spliced from 5 exons. NCBI's taxonomy places the organism in Eukaryota, Metazoa, Chordata, Mammalia, Diprotodontia, Vombatidae. The record is from RefSeq and is a predicted model, not a curated record. Gene Ontology annotation, cellular component: membrane. Gene Ontology annotation, molecular function: phosphatidylinositol bisphosphate binding. The coding region runs from base 67 to 1131 and encodes 354 amino acids.
CUCUGCAUCAGCUUGGCAGUGAAGCAGCUCUUGAAUGGGUCAAGGUUCCAGAAAACUAUCACUUGAAUGGGAUCAGUUCCUUUCCUUUUAAAAUAUCAGAAAUUGAGCCCUGGGAAAGGAGAUUUAGCAAAGAUGACCCAUUUACAAGCUGGACUCAGUCCAGAGACUAUAGAGAAAGCUCGUCUGGAACUGAACGAAAAUCCAGAUAUAUUGCAUCAGGAUAUUCAGCAAGUCCGGGACAUGAUCAUCACCAGACCUGACAUUGGAUUUUUACGUACAGAUGAUGCCUUCAUCUUGAGAUUUCUUCGAGCCAGGAAGUUUCACCAAACAGAUGCCUUUAGACUAUUGGCUCAGUACUUCCAGUACCGCCAGCUAAACCUGGACAUGUUCAAAAACUUCAAGGCUGAUGACCCAGGAAUCAAGCGGGCUCUGAUUGAUGGAUUCCCUGGAGUACUGGAAAAGAGAGAUCACUAUGGCAGGAAGAUCCUUUUGCUCUUUGCAGCCAAUUGGGAUCAGAGUAGGAACUCCUUCACCGACAUUCUUCGGGCUAUUCUGCUGUCAUUGGAAGUUCUUAUUGAGGACCCAGAACUUCAGAUAAAUGGUUUCAUUUUAAUUAUAGACUGGAGCAAUUUCUCCUUCAAACAAGCCUCCAAACUAACACCUUCAAUCCUCAAACUGGCCAUCGAAGGGUUACAGGACAGUUUUCCUGCUCGCUUUGGAGGAGUCCAUUUUGUCAAUCAGCCUUGGUACAUUCAUGCCCUGUACACACUAAUAAAACCAUUCCUCAAAGACAAGACAAGGAAAAGGAUCUUUCUCCAUGGCAACAAUUUGAACAGCCUUCACCAACUAAUACACCCUGAAUUCCUGCCCUCUGAAUUUGGAGGGACCCUCCCUCCCUAUGAUAUGGGAACUUGGGCUCGGACAUUACUCGGUCCUGACUACAGUGAUGAGAAUGACUAUACUCACACUUCCUAUAAUGCAAUGCACGUGAAACAUACGUCCUCCAACCUAGAGAGAGAGUGCUCACCCAAGCCGAUGAAAAGGUCUCAGUCUGUUGUGGAAGCUGGGACAUUGAAACACGAGGAAAAGGGAGAGAAUGAGAACACCCAACCACUCCUGGCUCUGGACUGA